AACAAAAGCUUCCCAUUGGCUGAGAGAAGAAAAGGGAGGGGUGCAAAAACUAAUGCUUGAGAGAAACUUUUGUGUCUCCAAAGUGUAAGUGUCUCACUCUCCGGCAGAAAGACAAAGUCAAGAGGGCAGGGCCUUUAUUCCGUUAGCUCAAGUUCAGACCUGACACACAGCCAACAUGUCCAGCAAACGGGCAAAAGGGAAGACGACCAAGAAGAGGCCACAGAGGGCCACCUCGAAUGUUUUCGCUAUGUUCGAUCAGUCACAGAUCCAGGAGUUCAAGGAGGCCUUCAACAUGAUCGACCAGAACCGAGACGGAUUCAUCGAUAAAGAGGACCUUCAUGACAUGUUGGCCUCUUUGGGUAAGAACCCAUCUGAUGAUUACCUCGAGGUUAUGAUGAGUGAAGCACCAGGUCCCAUUAACUUCACAAUGUUCCUCACCAUGUUCGGAGAACGGCUGAACGGAACCGACCCGGAGGACGUGAUCAGAAACGCCUUCGCCUGCUUUGAUGAAGAAGGAUCCGGCUUUAUUCAUGAAGAUCAUCUGCGAGAGCUGUUGACCACCAUGGGUGAUCGAUUCACAGAUGAGGAGGUGGACGAACUGUUCAGAGAGGCUCCCAUCGAUAAAAAGGGAAACUUUAACUACGCAGAGUUCACACGCAUCCUCAAACACGGAGCCAAAGAUAAAGACGACAUGUAGACGAUUGACUACAGCAGAACAACACGUGCCUAUAUACAUGCAUGAGCAUGCACGGGUGUAAACAGCAAUGAAGCAUGACAUCAUGAUAAUUUAUCAAAGAAGAUACAAGUGUACGCUUUAUUAUACAUCCCCCAAAAAUGUUGGGUUGUUUCAACCCAUAGUUGGGUCAAAAAUGGACAAACCCAACUAUUGGGUCAAAAAUAACCAUAUAACCCAACUAUGGCUUGAAACAACUCAAAGAUUAACCCAACAGUUGGGUGUGUCCAUAUUUGACCCAACUAUGGGUUGAAACAACCCAACAUUUUUUUACAGUGUAUGAUCAGAUCAUGUUAAAAUGGAUGUAUGUCUUUGGCUAUUAAGAGAUUUUUUUAAACAUUCAUGUGUAAUGUAGGUUUAAAAAAUGCUGGGUUAUUUUCAACCCAGCGUUGGGUUAAAAAGAGACAAACCCAACCCACUGGGUAGUAAUUUAACCUAUGCUUGUUGUUUCAACCUAAAUCUAAAAAUUUUCUGGGUUUUCUGGCCCAUAGGGUUUCGUCUCUUUUUGACCCAACACUGGGUUGAAAAUAACUCAGCAUUUUUUGUGUAUUACACAGCUGUGGCUAUAAAUUUUAAACGGACCCAAAUCAAAUCAGUGUUAGAGACCAAACAGAUGACAGAAACCUGCAUUUAGACGUCAUGAAUUAUGCUUCAGUUUUUAUGUUGUACAAGCAUUUUCAUGAUCUUCCUUUUAUUGCUUAAUACAGAUACAUUGAGCAUUAUAGCUGUCAGUAAACCUAUACAAAAUCUGAUCAUAUUCAUGCACAUUAUGAUGAUUUCAAUUGCAUGUUAAGCCCAGUUGUUGGGAUCUAUAUUGGUUUAGUUCUGCAGCUGUAUCCAUCAAACCCUAUGAAGCUCUGCUCUAUGAAGUGUUGUCAGGUGUGUUUACCUGUGGCAGCUGUCAGGUGUGAUCUAUGAAGUCAUCUGUCAUAUCAACUGAAGUAUUUUAUACUGAAAUAAAGGUGUAAAGAUGGUAACUUA
Molecule: messenger RNA, 1714 nt
Organism: Misgurnus anguillicaudatus (oriental weatherfish)
Lineage: Eukaryota; Metazoa; Chordata; Actinopteri; Cypriniformes; Cobitidae
Source: RefSeq, a predicted model, not a curated record